GGAGCUUUUCGUGUGGGAUUCGGCUUCCGACACGGCUAUCAAAAGUCCCCCAUUUCUAAUUCGCUUCAAUCCGGCACUGCCUUCUCUCGUGUCCGGCAGCCCGGUCGCUCCGACCCGACCCGAACUGAUUUUGUCCUGUCAGCCCCAUAUUAUAACUACCGCCAACUCUCGCUCUCACUCACUUGGCGGAACCCCACUCGACUCAUCGCUCAACUCGCCGCGUAUCAGCUCAACUCAGUUUCGGCGUCCCCUCUCUGCUCCACGGCGGCGGCGAUGUCUGCUUACUCGCCCAAUCUGCAGCUCCCUGGCCUUCUCCCCAAUCUAUCGACGGACGCUUCCUCGUCGACCAAGCUCGAGCUCAAGCUCAAGCUCCUAUGCUCACUCAGGGGCCCCAACUUUUCCGCAGUGCCGCUCCGGCUCUCCGCCGUCACGACUCGCCGCUGCCGCCAGCUCGUCCUCGCCAGCUGCGCCGGGUCAGACUCCAGGGGUUAUCUGAUUGAGGAGCCUAGGGUUAUAGACAUCGCCGCCGAGCUGAGGAUCGACGGAGGCGGCGGCGGCGGAGACGACAAGAAUGUCGGGGGAGGAGGCGGUGGGGAAGGCGGCGGUGAUGGUGAGGAGGAGGAGUUUGGGCCCAUCAUGAAGUAUGCGGAUGUAAUGAGGGAGACGGAGGCGCGUGGGGCUAAGCUACCGGCGGACAUGUUGGAAGCUGCGAAGACCACCGGGCUUCCCAAAGUUAUUCUCGAGCGAUAUUUGGACUUGCAGGGCUUGGCGUGGCCGCUCGGUUUUCUGAUGAAGCACUUUGCGAUGCUUCGGAACCGAAUGCUAGCUGAUCCCUCUUUCCUUUUCAAAGUCGGAACAGAGAUAGUCAUUGAUUCCUGCUGUGCAACGUUUGCCGAAGUCCAGAAAAGGGGAAAAGAUUUCUGGGCAGAGUUCGAGUUGUACGUCGCAGAUUUGCUGGUCGGUUUGGUCGUUAACGUUGCAUUGGUGGGCAUGUUAGCUCCGUAUGCUCGUGUAGGGAAACGAUCAGUAUCAGGCGCAGGCUUUCUUGGACGCAUUCAGCAUGCUUAUAAUUCUCUUCCCAGCAGUGUUUUUGAAGCUGAAAGGCCAGGCUGUAGCUUCUCGGUGAAGCAGCGGAUAGGAACAUAUUUCUUUAAGGGUGUAUUGUAUGGAUCGGUUGGGUUUGGAUGCGGUCUCAUUGGUCAAGGCAUUGCAAAUCUGAUUAUGAAUGCAAAGAGGAGCAUUAAUAAAUCUGAGGACGACAUACCGGUGCCACCUCUCAUGCAAAGUGCCGCACUAUGGGGUGUGUUUCUCGCAGUUUCUUCCAACACCAGGUAUCAGAUAAUCAAUGGCCUCGAACGGUUGGUCGAGGCCUCACCUUUGGCCAAGAAUGUCCCGCCCGUUGCUAUGGCUUUCACCGUAGGGGUCCGCUUUGCUAACAAUGUCUAUGGAGGCAUGCAGUUUGUCGACUGGGCUAGAUGGAGUGGGGUCCAAUAGCAGUACUUGGUGCCAACUAGUAGCGAUGUAUUCUUCCUGCAUUUUAUUAAAUAUCGGUUCUCUUCAAGCAUACACUUUUCAAUCAGUCGACAAGCCCAAGCCUUGAACGUGGGCUGCAAUCAAUACAAGCAAAUGCUUGGCGCUCUUCUCUCUCUC
Messenger RNA from Punica granatum (pomegranate), 1650 nucleotides. Lineage: Eukaryota; Viridiplantae; Streptophyta; Magnoliopsida; Myrtales; Lythraceae. The record is from RefSeq and is a predicted model, not a curated record.